GUGGCAACACCAUUACAUCAUAUGUUUUGGUUAGGUGCCCAAAAAAUAAGCGUGCCUCAAUAAUAAAAAAAUAAUAGAAAAAAUAUUGUAAAAACGCAAAAAAAUACUUAAACGAAAAUGGCUGUUCUACCUCCCGAUCCUGUAUUUACGCUUCGAUGUGCUGAAAUGGGACCCGUGAAUUCAUUAUGCUUCCAUCAAAAUGAACGUCUAUUGGCCGGCACAACCAAAGGAAAAAUUUUCUUAUGGGAUCUACAAACAAACCGGUCGAGCCUGCAUUUUGAAAUUGGCCAAGAGCCUAUUACAGCGCUGCAUCACACCGACGAUAUAUUGAUAUCCCAGGAGAAGGGGGGCACCAUUACACUAUGGAGUAUGACGAACACAGGCUAUAAACGUGAAGUUGUCAUACCGGCAAAUUAUGUGGGCUAUUGCCGUUCGGUUCUUUAUAGCAAUGCAAGUAGCAACGACGACCACAUGUUAUUCUAUCCCUGCGAUGAAAAUUCCAUUGGGGUAUUACACACCAAUGAUGCUGAAAAUUCCGCACAAAUGCUAAUUCCCGAUGAUGCCCAGUUACCCAAAUUAGGGACUGUAAACUGUUUUAAACCUUUUGAACAUGCCUCACAACUAUUUUGCCUAGCGGGCUAUGAAAGUGGUCAUUUUGUGACCUGGGAUCUUAGUUCGGGCAUGAUAGUUGACAUUGCACAAGUUGAGGCAGAUCCCAUGGCAGUGGAUUAUGAUGCCUUGACAAAUAGAGGAGUUAUUGGUGGACCGGGCGAUAAAGUAACAACAUUCUCCUUUCAAAGGCAAUCAAUGAGAUUUCAGCGAUCAUCAGAUAUAGCCCUUAAGAAUUCCGGACUCAAUUGUAUACGAAUACGUAAUGAUCAAAAAGUUUUUUGUUCCGGAGGUUGGGAUGGUAGAGUGCGAAUAUUUUCCUGGAAAAGUCUGCGACCAUUGGCUGUUCUAACGGAACACAAAUCGGGUGCCAUAAUGGAUAUUGCCUAUUCAACGGGGCCAGUGUUGCAAUGGAAAGCACCCAUAAUGGCAGUGGCUGGAAUGGACAGCCAGAUUUCCUUAUGGAAUCUAUACAAUUGAAAAGCCGCCACCACUUGUUUUUUUAUGCACACACUGUAAUUAUCUAUCUAAUCUAUAGUUUACCUCAUUAACAUAUAAUGAAAUACAUACAUAUAUAAUAUGGAAGGGCGUUGCAAGGUGGCAGCCGCAGAAGAAAAGAAAUAUGCACCCAGUUUUUACAGAUAUCCGCAAAUUACGUUACAGUAAUGAUCUUUUUUUUUUUCUUAUAUCAAUUUCGAAUAAGCGAAUAUUGAGUAUUCUGUUUGUUGCAGUGCUACAAAAAAUUGUAUACAAUACAUGUUUUUACUUUAAUUUUACAUAUUACUGAAAUUAUUUUAAUAAAUAUUUUAUUUUAAACGUU
Molecule: messenger RNA, 1429 nt
Organism: Stomoxys calcitrans (stable fly)
Lineage: Eukaryota; Metazoa; Arthropoda; Insecta; Diptera; Muscidae
Product: guanine nucleotide-binding protein subunit beta-like protein 1
Exons: 2
Coding region: 118-1089 (323 amino acids)
Molecular function (GO): protein binding
Source: RefSeq, a predicted model, not a curated record